This is a messenger RNA of Dromaius novaehollandiae (emu), 2039 nucleotides long. It is a transcript of the gene TOX4, whose product is annotated as TOX high mobility group box family member 4. Gene Ontology annotation, cellular component: nucleus. The record is from RefSeq and is a predicted model, not a curated record. Gene Ontology annotation, biological process: regulation of transcription by RNA polymerase II. Bases 84 to 1943 code for a protein of 619 amino acids. NCBI's taxonomy places the organism in Eukaryota, Metazoa, Chordata, Aves, Casuariiformes, Dromaiidae. Gene Ontology annotation, molecular function: chromatin DNA binding. The transcript is spliced from 9 exons.
GUGACGCGCGGGAGGCGGGACUUCCGCUUCCGGGGUCGGGGCCGAACCGCGUCGCGGGGAGACUCUCGCUCGGCGGCGGAGCCAUGGAGUUCCCCGGGGGCAACGACAACUACCUGGCCAUCACGGGCACCGCGCACCCCUUCCUGACGGGGGCCGAGACCUUCCACACGCCCAGCCUGGGCGACGAGGAGUUCGAGAUCCCCCCCAUCGCCCUGGACGCCGACCCCUCGCUGGCCGUCUCCGACGUGGUGGGCCACUUCGACGACCUGGGCGACCCCGGCAGCGCUGCCGACGCCGGCUUCUCGGCCCAGUACGGGGUGCAGGCGCUGGACAUGCCGGUGGGCAUGAGCCACGGCCUGAUGGAGCAGGGCGGCGGGCUGCUCUCCGGCAGCUUGGCCAUGGACCUGGAUCACUCCAUGGGGACGCAGUACAGCGCCAACCCGCCGGUGACCAUCGAUGUGCCCAUGGCGGCCAUGAGCCCCGGCGGGCUGCUGGGCCACGGGCAGCUCACCACCAUCGACCAGUCGGAGCUGAGCUCGCAGCUGGGGCUCAGCCUGGGUGGCGGCGGCAACGGCGGCGGUAACGGUGGCACCGGCGGCAGUGCUGCCGCCGUGCUGCCGCCGGCCCCGGCCCGCUCGCCCCAGGAGCGCCUCUCGCCCGCGCCGUCCCCCACCGGCUCCCUGCAGGAGGACGAGGCUGAGGAGUUCAGGCGGCAAGCCCCAGCCCAAAAGACGCCGACGCCGCCACCGCCGCCCGCUGCUGCGGCCACGCUGGUGCUGGACCCGGGCCGCAAGCAGAAGCCCCCCAAGAAGCAGAAGAAGAAGAAGGACCCCAACGAGCCGCAGAAGCCCGUCUCGGCCUACGCCCUCUUCUUCCGCGACACGCAGGCUGCCAUCAAGGGCCAGAACCCCAACGCCACCUUCGGGGAGGUCUCCAAGAUCGUGGCCUCCAUGUGGGACAGCCUGGGCGAGGAGCAGAAGCAGGUUUACAAGCGGAAGACAGAGGCGGCCAAGAAGGAAUACCUGAAGGCGCUGGCGGCCUACCGGGCCAUCCAGACCUCGGUGGAGACGGUGGAGCUGGACCCCAGCCCGACGUCGCCGGCCGCGCCGCCGGCCGCCUCGCCAGCCCCCGAGGCCUCGCCCGCGGCCCCCGCGCCGGCCCCGCCGCCCAGCAUCACCAAAAUCAUCAUCCCCAAGCAGAUGCUGCCCUCCUCGCUGGCCGUGUCCUCGCAGGGCGGUGUGGUGACCGUCAUCCCCGCCACGGUGGUGACCUCGCGGGGGGGGCUGCAGCUGGGGGCGGCGGCGGCGGCGGCGGGGGCCACGCAGAUCGUCACCCGCUCGGUGCUGCAGGCGGCCGCCGCCGCCGCCGCCGCCGCCGCGCAGCAGCAGCAGCAGCUGCCCCGCCUGCAGCCGCCGCCGCUGCAGCAGAUGCCGCCGCCGCAGCCCCCCGCGCAGCAGGUGGCCGUGCUGCAGCCCCCGCCGCCGCUGCAGGCCAUGCAGCAGCCGCCGGCGCAGCAGAAAGCCCGGCUCCACCUGCAGCAGCCGCAGCCGCCGCCGCUGCAGAUCAAGAUCCUGCCGCCACCGGCCUUGCAGAUCCAGCCACUGGCGCUGGCGGCGGCGGAGGAGGAGGAGGCCAGCCCCGAGCGUGCCACCGCCGCCGAGCUGCAGGGCUCGCCGGAGCCCGUGGAGAUGAUCGCGGCCGACGUGGUGCCCGAGGUGGAGUCACCCACGCAGAUGGCAGUGGAGCUGGUGGCCGAGUCGCCGGCAGCGGAGUCGCCGCGGCCGCGGUGCGUGCGCUCAGGCUGCGAGAACCCGCCGGUGGCCAGCAGCGACUGGGACAACGAGUACUGCAGCAGCGAGUGCGUGGUGAAGCACUGCCGGGACGUCUUCCUCGCCUGGCUGGCAUCCCGCAACUCCAGCAACAGCGUGGUCUUCGUGAAAUAGCCCCCCGGGGCCCCGCACGGACUCUCUUUUUUCUUUCUAUGGCCACGACGUGGAUGCGAUUUCUUCUCUGAUUUCCAUUAAAGCGGGUGGGGCGGA